Messenger RNA from Stegodyphus dumicola, 666 nucleotides. RefSeq names its product secreted RxLR effector protein 161-like. NCBI's taxonomy places the organism in Eukaryota, Metazoa, Arthropoda, Arachnida, Araneae, Eresidae. The record is from RefSeq and is a predicted model, not a curated record.
AUGGAUACUUCUUAUCCAAAGGAAGAGGACAUCUCUCCACCAGUGGACAAUACGAAGUACAGGCAAGCCAUUGGAGCCUUGUUAUACAUAGCCACUGUAACCAGACCAGACAUUACUCUUGCAGUGAAUCGAUUAAGCAGGAAAAAUGAAUCUCCAAAUGAGAAAGACUGGAAAGCAGUUCUAAGGGUGAUUGAAUACCUCAACUCUACGAAGGACAUUUGCCUAAGAAUUGACUUUGAUAGCACACCAACACUUUCCUGUUAUACGGAUGCCGACUAUGCAUCUGAUUUAACCACCAGACGAUCAACAGGUGGAAAUUUAUUUUUCUUAGGAAAUAAUCCAAUAUUUUGGUCCACAAAGAGACAAAAUUGUGUUUCCCUGUCAUCUACCGAAUCUGAGCUUAUUUCUGCAGCCACUGCUGCUCAAGAGCUCAAAUGGAUAUUAGAUCACCUUAAAGAUUUUGGAAUAACUCAAAAACUACCCAUUAAGAUAUUUGAGCGCCGUGUUGAAGCUGUGUUUGUGGCCAAAGGACUUGAUAAAUACGUAGACGUUGAAGCGGAGAAACGAAAGCUGCUGAAACAAAGAUGCAAAAAAGGCUUACGCAUUGCUGCAACCCUUCUAGAUGAUGCCCAAUUGGCGACCAUGUCGAGUGAAUCUCGCAUGUGA